AUGGAGCUGUUUGAUGAGCUGUUUUAUCUUGUACUGAAAAGUAGAACUACAGGAUUGAAAUUCAGAACAAAUCUGCGGAAAUACUACUUCAUUGUAAGGAUGUUCAAGGGAUCCGAAAUGAUGAAGAGAGUUGAACACUUCUACACAAGGAAUAGCGGCCGUCUCUGUGGCUAUACACCUAAGGACAAUUACCGAAAUGAAGACUAUCUGCUAUCGGGUAUGAGAGAAACCUCGAUCAGCAUCAGGGUGACUUCGUGUGACUUUGUCAUGCCCUGGAAAGAGCUGACAGAAUACCAGCGGAAUUCAAUGCAACAGAAGUACUCGGAUGGUUGCGAAUGCGAGAUUUUUAGUUGUUAUUUUAUUAGUAAUAAUUUCAACCAUUCGAUCAAUUUCUUUCAGGUGACAACCCCCAAAUUCCCCGUUGUUGUCAAAAUGGGGCACGCUUACUCUGGAAUGGGGAAGGUCAAAGUAAACACUCAGUAUGAUUUCCAGGACAUAGCAAGUGUUGUUGCCCUCACUAAGACCUACGCCACUACCGAGUCUUUCAUUGAUGCCAAAUAUGAUGUCCGUAUCCAGAAAAUCGGCAGCAACUACAAGGCUUACAUGCGAACAUCCAUUUCAGGAAGCUGGAAGGCUAACACUGGUUCAGCUAUGUUGGAACAGAUUGCCGUAUCUGACAGGUACAAGCGAUGGGCUGACGAAUGCUCGGAGAUUUUUGGCGGCAUCGAUAUCUGUGCUGUGGAGGCCAUUCGGGGAAAGGACGGACGUGACUACAUUAUCGAGGUGAUGGACAGCGCAAUGCCUUUGAUUGGGGAACACGAGGAAGAGGACAGACAUUUGAUAGCGGAUUUGGUUGUGAUGAAAAUGAGUCAGAUUCUAAGCCGGACGCCCAUGCCCUCGCCAGUCAGACCCACCCAGCCGGCGGGCACCGAUCCCCCCACCCAGGGCCCACCACGACAGAGCCCAGGCCCUCAGCAAAGUCUCGUCCCCCAGCAGCGACCCCCACCUCAAGGAGGCCCACAGCAACCCCAGAGACAAGCCCCCCCCAGCCACCACCGACCCCCGCCACAAGGCCAACCCGUGCAGGGCUUGGGACCCCAACCUCCUCCUCAGCAACAGCAGCGACUGCCGAGCCCCUCCACCCAACAGCCGCCCGUCCAGCGCCAGAUGAGCCCCGUGGGCCAAGGUCAACCUCAGCGCCCGAUCAGCCAAGGCCCUCAACAGCCUCGGCCUUCUCCAUCCCCGCAGCUGCAGAGGAACCCAGGGAGCGGAGGCCAUCAGUCCCCUCAGCGACAGGCCUCCCCUCAACACCAGAGGCCAAUGGGGGCAGGAGGGCCCCAGCCCAAGCCCACCCCAACCGGCCAGCCCUCCUCCCACAGGCCGUCCGCAGCCGGGAGCCAACCCCAACCCCAGCACGGCAGGCAGACAGCUCCGGCCGGCCAGCCAGCCCAGCCCAGGCAACCGGGGGGCCAGCCGGGCCCCGGGGGACGUCACUCCGGGUCCCAGAGCCAGCAGAGGGGCCCUCCGCAGCCACACCAGCCCCCACAGCCCUCCCAGCAGGCCAGGCAGGCAGCACCCACCACCCAACAGCCCCGAGGGAUGGGGCAAGGCCAACAAGGGCAACCGCUGACCAGGGCACCCGCCCAACAGGCGCCCGCUCAACACAAGCCGUCACAGCAAGAUCCCAUCGGCCCUCACCCUCAGAUGAA
Messenger RNA from Callorhinchus milii (elephant shark), 1709 nucleotides. RefSeq names its product synapsin-1-like. Lineage: Eukaryota; Metazoa; Chordata; Chondrichthyes; Chimaeriformes; Callorhinchidae. Gene Ontology annotation, molecular function: metalloendopeptidase inhibitor activity; protein binding. Gene Ontology annotation, cellular component: synaptic vesicle; synaptic vesicle membrane. Gene Ontology annotation, biological process: neurotransmitter secretion. The record is from RefSeq and is a predicted model, not a curated record.